UGGGUCCCCAAAAAGUUCAGUUGUGAUUUUGCCAGCUUCAAUGACAGUUCACGUCGUCACGGCUCGUUAAAUCUCCGGCUAAAGCAAUUACAGAAAAAGACAUACCAACAAAAGCAAUUUAAAUAUAUACAAAACACAAACUGACUCUCGGAAACAGCAUUGGUCCCCGUGCGAUCGUGAAUAAGUAAAGUUCCCCAGCAAACAAGCGUUGAAAGUGCCAGUGUCCGCCUGAACCAUGUAUUGUGAAAUCAUUCACUCGGGAUAGUUAUCAAACAUUCAAAACCUUCGAACUGCUUAAAAUCUUCUGGAAUACGAACUAUUUUUUCUCCUGCAGUCCUAGUGACCCAUAGCAGGGCAGUUGCCAAAUGACUGUCGGGACAGAGACAGAGACUAAUUUCAACAAAUUAAGAAGAGGUGUUCUUCUUGGGUCUUCAUUAAAAUAGUGAUCACAAACGAAGCAGCAAAUAUUUUACUCAAACCACGAGCGGCAAUACAGCGAAUUUCUGUUUAAAACAAGCCUACAAAUAAACCCAAGCCUGGGAAUCUGACAUUAAAGGCCAAAAUAUCAACAUCCGAAAAAGAAAAACAGAAACAGAAACGAAGCAGACACUCAAAAAGCCAACUCCGACCAUUGGUAACAAGAAAACUCCAUUCGUGCAAAAAAAAAAAAGAAAGAAAUCCAGCAGAAAGACCAAACGGUCCACAGCUCAGAUCUUAGACAAAAAGCUGCAGCAGCAACAGAUGACGCUUAUGUAAUCAAUCCAGGCACUUUACCACAGCCAAUACAGCAAUCCACUUAAACCAAAAAUUGCUUGAGCUAUCUGGCGACAACAUAUACCACACUGAUAUUCCAGCGAUACAGAGGCAGCUGGUAGAGUACCCGACAAGCACGUCCAGCAUCGCUUGGUCAUAACGAAUGGAGAGAGGAAAUCUCACCGAAGCGGACAGCGGCAAUUGCAUCGGCUCACAGGCGGCAGUGGCAACAGGCAACAAAGUCAAUCAAUGCAUGACCACGCAUGCUGCACAGCAACAGCACGAGAUCAACCUACUGAGCGGCCGUUCGUUGGGUCUACGACGCCAACCCACCAAAUAUCCACACGGGGUGGCCGUUUGUGUGCAGCCCAUCAGCGAUGGGGCACAUCACCAUAAUCAUCGUUCUGCAGAUUAUUCGCGCGCGUCUACGUUGCGAAGCUCAAGUUGGGAUGGCAAAGUAGACGGAAAAUGUCAUUUGGAUGGGAGUAAGGCGCAGCAGCAACAACAGACACACAAGUGCCAGAUGGGAGGCAUGUUUAACAGACCCGUCGAGAAUCUGGCCGAAUUACAGGUGCGCCGCCACAAAUACCCCCUCACCGGCAAUUACUACCUAGACUCGCCAGAAGCGGCAGCCAAGACAUCUUUGAUGACUCUUCAGUUUGGAAAGCGACUCUGCAAAUGGCAGUACUUGCGAUGGCCUUUGAUAUUUGCAGCCAGUGUGUUGGUAUUCUUCGGUUUGAUAACCUACAGCAUUUGGCUACAUGACAUCAGUGUGGCCAGGGAGCGGUAUUUGCAGCAGAAGAAACAGAGCUACGACGAUGAUGCGAUGCAAUCAAAUGGAGUAGCAAAUACACAGCCCACGGAAGGCAGCACGGUGCGGGCGGCAGUAACGGAAAGUGCUCAAGUGAUUAGAGAGUCUACGCUGUUGCGCACACUGAGCUCGAGAUCUCGCCAAAGACCUAGAGAACAGAAGUUGUCAACCGUUGAGUACGGACACUCCAAGGCGGCCAACGCAUGGGAUAAACAACGCAAAGACUCCCCUCAAGAUUCUACGACAAUCGCUGACGAAACCACAACGAUGAUUUCGGAAGCGGCGGCUUUUGUGCCUGCAAAUGUCUUCCGUUUUACAUCUGGCCACCAAAAUAGUUUUGGCGUUCCCAUUGAGGAGGACGAGCGGAUUCUCCGGCUAAUCGAUGGACUUUUCCCCGGGCAUGCCCCAUCCCCGACUACAACUGCCACUGUUGAUUCCAUUGCCAAAGUAUCUCCCACAAUCCCUCCAGUGACACAUAACAAACCCACCGCUCCAAUGAUGUCGGCUAGCAGCAAGCCGACAAACACGCAGGAUAGCCGCUGCUACUCAACUUCACUGGCAAUGUGUCAGGGUGUCCUGGAAUACGACUUGACCUAUAACAUUUCAGCACACAUCACGCCCACGGACCUCAAGGACUACCAGUUGAUGGUAAACUCGAAUUGUUCCGCCCGAUCGGCUGAGUUCAUUUGCGCCGUUUUCGAGCCCGAAUGCAGACCCAGCCAUAUUGGUAUUCUUCCACCCUGCAGGAGGAUAUGCAAAGCAAUUCGCGAAGCCUGCUCCGAAAUAAUUGCAAACUCAGAUUCACUGACGGAAACAUUCGAUUGCAGUCUGUACCCAGAUUCGAGCGACCCUCAACGUUGCGACGAUCCGACCCGGAGGAAGGGUUAUUGCUAUGACAACGAAUUCGAAUGUUAUGACAGCUCUUGCAUUCCCAGGCAAUGGCAGUGCGACAACAUAAAAGACUGCCCGGCUGGCGAGGACGAGGACAGCUGUCUGACAUGCGACCAGCCAGACGAAUUCCGUUGUCGCUCUAAUGAAAAAUGUGUGCCUGAUGAAUCGCGCUGUGAUAUGAAGUACGACUGUUUCGAUGGUUCCGACGAGGAAAAUUGUAGUUCCCAGGACAAUGAAGACGAUUCUCGAUUCGACGCGGACGAUAUCAAUGCUUUCCCUCGACUAUUUUCCUAUGCCGCCAUUUUCCUGCCCAAUCAGACCAGCGACAGUCUGUACACGUACAUAACAACCACGACAGAAGAUCUGAAUACACCCAACCCGCUUCAAUGGCAGGUUGCGAACAAUCGUUCUCUUGGGGUAUCGAAAGAAGAUGUCACGAAUGCUGUUCCAUCGGAGAGACUGAAGGGUUUUGCCAAUUUUCGCGAUAGCAAAGAAAUCAUGAUGACCAGUGAUUCCGAAAACAACUUUGAAAUAUCAGCCACACGCGGAAACCGUUCAACGGGCACGACACCUUUACAGCCAGCAGCUUCGAUUCUGGUAGCGGUCAGUACCGAACCGCCGCAAGAAAAGGUAGUUGCAGCAGUUUGCGCACCCCACGAACUUCGUUGCGUGAGUGGGAAGUGCAUAACGGUGAAUCAACUCUGUGAUAGGAUAAACGAUUGUCCCGAUGGAUUUGACGAGUUGAUGUGCGUCUACAAGGACCGUACCACAACAGCGCGGAGUCGAGGAACAACCAUUCUUCCCAACCCAUUCACAACGUCUGUGGCCAUUAAUUCAACCCGAUCUGACAAAAGAACGAUCAGAACCACCAUCAAACGAAAAGUCAAAGUGUAAAUAGUUGUCGAAAGGACCUCCUGGUAGGACUUCACUUGAUUGAUUGCUAAUAAACAUGUUCAUACCGUGGUUUGAA
Molecule: messenger RNA, 3425 nt
Organism: Musca domestica (house fly)
Lineage: Eukaryota; Metazoa; Arthropoda; Insecta; Diptera; Muscidae
Exons: 6
Coding region: 917-3349 (810 amino acids)
Cellular component (GO): plasma membrane
Molecular function (GO): protein binding
Source: RefSeq, a predicted model, not a curated record